AAAAAAUCAAAAAUGAAGAAAAUCAAAUAAAAAAAAUCAAAAUUACAAAAAAAAAAAUAUUGAAAAUAAAACGUCAUUUUGAUUUUCUAGAUUUGAAAUUUAAUAUAAUUUUCGGCGUCAGACCACCCAUAAUAAGAUUCUCGCAUCAUGGAUGACGACGAACUUUUUAAGAAUAUCUGCGAGAAAGUGCGCUGCACGCUACUGUCCGCCGAUAUGGAGAAGUUGAACUAUGUGCGUGAAAUGCAGGCGCGCCUACAACAUCAAAGCAUUUUCACCAAUGUGCUCGGCACCGAUAAGUACGUCGACGAAAUGGAUGUGGAUUGGAUUGAGCGCGUGCGCAGUUACAGCACGGAGAAGUCCAUAUCCGACAGCUUGGAUGGUUCCGAAUCGGCGGAAUUGGAACACAUAAUGGAAGAGGAGGAGCUAACAGCAGCUAAGUCGGAAGCUACCGAGGAGCAGGCGGGUGAUGUGUGGCAAGGCUACUUUAAAGGUUUUCAAAUAUUAAGUGAAGCGCAGGAGGGUGCCAUUGGGGACAAGAAAAAAUGCAUCGAACUGACGUGUAGCGAUUGUGAUGAUACAAUAAUUAACUAUUUGCAUGCCGGCAUUAGCUGCUUUGCUGUGGACCUCUUUUACGGUACUGUCGUCGAAAAUCAGGCUUUAAUACUGCGUGUACGCGAAAGUGAACUUAAGCUCUCCAAGGAGAUCGGCUUUCCGAUAUCAUCCACUAUAUUCGCCAAACUCAGUCCACGCCUGCAAUACACCGGCCUAAUGGAUCCACCAGACGCCGAAGUCGUGCUAAACAAAGGCGACGAGCUCACAUUGACCAGCAUGCGUGAGUAUUCGACGCAUUGCAGCAAGAGCUGCGUUUACGUGAACGCCGCCUUUCUAUUCAACGACGUGAAUGUUUUCGAUUACAUUUGCAUCGGCAGCGACAUACAAGUGGCUGUGCGCAGGAAGGACGCGCACUUGCGUUGCACCGUGGAGGUGGGUGGCAAGUUAUGCUCACGCAUGCCGGUCUUAUUCCCCUCACGCUGCACGAAAUUCCUUGUGUCCAUGGAGGAAUUGGAGGAUAUCACUUUCUGCAAGGAGGUGGGCAUAAAUAUCAUCGUCUCGUAUAUUGGCGGCACAGCAGAGUAUUUCGAAAAUCUACAAUAUGCACUAAAGACGUUGGGUUGUGAUAAAAUGCGUAUAUAUGCGCGCAUUGUGCUGAAUGAGGUGAAAGGUUGCGACAACGACAUGGAUUGGAUGGCCGAAAACUACGAUGGCUUCAUCAUUGAGCUGAGUCCGUCUGACAUGCAUCCAGAAAAAGAUAUACUGCAUCUCUGUCCGGCCGGUGAGGCGUUCAUCAAACACGCCUAUCAGCUGCAGAAAGUCAUCGUCUUGGCGCCCACUUUGAUCGCCAACAAACGACUGAUCGUCGAUCCAGCGCACUACCAACAUAUAUUCCACUAUCCCGAUAAAUACAUUUUACCUUGUGAUCAGUCCAACAGCGCUUUCUACUUCUUCUACCUACAAGAUUCAAUUUCGGAAUUGCUGAUCGAAGAGGCGCUCAGUAAGCAGCCAUAUUGCGAUCGUUCGCUUACCGGCAGCGACACGCUGGCGCGUUCGGUCGCCUGCGCCUCGUAUGAGAUGCACGCACCCGUGAUAUUUGUGUGCUCGUUAACCGGUCGCAUGGCAGCGAAGAUCUCACAUUUCCGUCCCAGGGCACUGAUCAUUUUCAUAACACGCAUGAAAUCCGCCGAGACUUUCAUUUCGAUGCACCACAACGUUAGAUUUCUUUACUAUAACGGCAUAACGGAAGAAAACUACUACUGUUCGUUGUACAAGCAUCUGCUCUUCGGUUUGCUGUAUGCCGAGUCGCAGCACUUGAUCAAACACAACGACAAUGUGAUGUUCGUGUAUCGCGAGACCGCCAGCAUACGUUUGCCGAACAAGUACGUGACAUAUAAGUUCCAUGCGCGUCAUUUCCCACAGCAUUUGGAUAAGAUUCUGUUCAGCAAGUUCCCGGACGGCUUCUUCAAAAAUCUAUCCACGCAAGACGUUAAAGAUACCAAAGAAGUUGAUUCUGUAUCGAGCACGAGCUCGGAUAUCUUAAUUAAAAGGGUUUAAUUGUUGAGUGGUAUGUUCGGAAAUUUGCUGCAAAUUAUAAGGGUCUAUUAGAUCUACGAAGCCAUAAGAAAAUAUGCAA
Molecule: messenger RNA, 2188 nt
Organism: Bactrocera dorsalis (oriental fruit fly)
Lineage: Eukaryota; Metazoa; Arthropoda; Insecta; Diptera; Tephritidae
Exons: 2
Coding region: 148-2109 (653 amino acids)
Biological process (GO): glycolytic process
Cellular component (GO): cytoplasm
Molecular function (GO): potassium ion binding; pyruvate kinase activity; magnesium ion binding
Source: RefSeq, a predicted model, not a curated record